Ziziphus jujuba (common jujube) is the source of this 2988-nucleotide messenger RNA. Its product is annotated as receptor like protein 27-like. NCBI's taxonomy places the organism in Eukaryota, Viridiplantae, Streptophyta, Magnoliopsida, Rosales, Rhamnaceae. Gene Ontology annotation, molecular function: protein binding. The record is from RefSeq and is a predicted model, not a curated record. The transcript has 2 exons. Bases 369 to 2339 code for a protein of 656 amino acids.
ACUUGUCUUUCAAUUAUAAUGAAAAUGUUGAGUUAAUAUUUUCGAAACUUAAAAGUCCUAAUUUAGGUAGCCUACUACAAAAUCUAACCAGUUUAGAAGUACUUGAUCUCAGUGAAGUAGAUAUAUCGUCCAGAGUACCCGAUUUUCUUUCUAAUUUUACUUCUUUGACAUCUAUAAUUCUUCAUGAUUGUGGGCUGCAAGGUGAAUUCCCUGCAGCCAUUUUUCAAUUGCCAAAUUUAAGAAUUCUAGAUGUAAGCUCCAAUGGCAAUCUCAAGGGUUAUUUUCCUGAAUUCCACCAUAGGAGUCCACUUAAAGAAUUGAGACUUGAUGGAAGUGGGUUUUCUGGAAGCUUACCUUCUUCAAUCCAAAUGCUUGAUUCAUUGGAUAUAUUAGCUGUUGAUUCCUGCGAUUUCUCAGGACCUUUUCCCUCUUCACUAGGCAAGCUUAACAAACUUACUUAUCUAAAUCUUGGGGUUAACAACUUUAGUGGUCAAAUUCCAUCUUCUCUUCAAAAUCUUACCCACCUCACAGUAUUAGAUCUUCAUGAUAACCAAAUAUGUGGUCCAAUCCCAUCUUGGCUAGGAAACCUUACUCAUUUAAAGUUCUUAGAAUUUUCAUAUAACCAGUUGCAUGGUCUUGUUCCACAAUCAUUAUCUAACCUCAUGGAUCUUGAAACUCUUUAUCUGAAGACUAACAAAUUAAAUGGAACUUUGGAAGUCGACAUGUUUUUAAGUAUGAAAAGUCUUUCAUACCUAAACCUUGGUGAAAAUAAUUUGUCGCUACUUUUUAGGAAGGGAAACAUAAAUGCAACAAGUUCAAAGUUCAAGUAUGUGGGAUUCAAAUCAUGCAACUUACAUGAAUUCCCGUAUUUUAUUAGGCAUCAAACUGAGCUGGAGUGGUUGUCAAUUCCUGAUAACAAGAUCUGUUGUGAAAUACCUAAAUGGAUGUGGAAUACAAGCAUAGACACUUUGGUCGCCUUCAACAUUGCUGACAACUUCCUGAAGGGCUAUCUGCCUGCAGUUAUUCCAUGGGUUAACUUACGUUUAUUUCGUGUUUCAUUUAACAUGUUGCGAGGAACACUACCGGUUCCUCCACCAUCUGUCGUGUAUUAUAACGUGUCAAAUAACCUACUAAGUGGAGAAGUCUCAGAUAUGUUCUGCAAUAUGAGUUCUCCUUACAGCCUUGAUUUGUCUGAUAACACAUUGGAUGGGAAGAUUCCAGAAUGUUUGGGAAACUUAAGUAGUACUUUGUAUAUUUUGAGCUUACGAAACAACUCUUUUCAUGGCUUCAUUCCUGAAAUAUGCAGCAACAAUGAAAGCACGAUGAGAAUUAUUGAUGUCAGUUAUAAUAAGUUGCAAGGGAAGCUACCACGAUCAUUGUCCAACUGUAAGAUGCUUCAAGGUAUUGUUGUCUCCAACAAUCAACUGAGUGAUGUUUUUCCAUCUUGGUUAGGGUCCCUUCCAUUCUUGAAGCUUCUCAUACUACAACACAACGGGUUCUAUGGUGUAAUUGAGAAACCUGAAAGUUACAUUGGGUUCCCCAAGUUGCAAGUGCUUGAUAUCUCUUUCAAUAAUUUCACAGGUGAGUUGCCAUCUCAUUACGUUUCUAGUUGGAAUGUCAUGAAGGCCAUCGAUCCCGAUCCUUUUAUGUAUUUGAGUGUGCUGUUGAAUAUUACUAUUUCAAACACUUAUCGCUAUGAAGUUGUAACUCGUUAUGCAAUCAGAAUUACAACCAAAGGGGUCAAUAGAUACUAUGGAGCCAUCCAAGCUAUCUUUGCUUUUAUUGAUAUGUCAAGCAAUAAAUUUGAAGGAGAGAUUUCUAUACUUUUUGGGAAUCUAAUGUCCCUUCACUCCUUAAAUCUCUCGAACAACAUGCUCACUGGUUGCAUCCCAUCUUCUUUGGGGAAUUUAACGGAACUCGAAUCAUUGGACCUUUCUCAAAACAAUCUUUCCGGAGAGAUUCCUCAACAGCUCAAGCAACUUGGAUUCCUUGGAAGCUUCAAUGUAUCGCAUAACAUGCUUACAGGGCCUAUACCUCAAGGGAAACAAUUCAGUGCAUUUGACAGCAGUUCGUUUGAGGGAAACCCAGGAUUGUGUGGUGAUCCAUUGUCUAAGAAAUGUGGUGAUUUAGAGACCUCAUCACCGCCUCCUUCAGUUUUUGAAGAAAAUGAUGAUUCAGAAUCUGUAUUCAAAUUGGAUUGGAAAUUUGUGUUAAUAGGAUACAUAAGUGGGCUAGUUGUUGGAGUGGUUCUUGCCGACAUUGUGAUAAUAAGGAGGCAUGGAUGGUUGGUUAAGAUGCAAUGCAAAAGGAGAAGGCGAAGGAGCUAUUCAAGAAACUGAAGAGCUUACAUGGAUGAGGAACUAUCUCUGCUCUGGCCUGGUUGUUGUUAGUUCAUUUGAGGGAAACCCAGGAUUGUGUGGAGAUCCAUUGUUUAAGAAAUGUGGUGAUACAGAGGCCUCGUCACUGCCUCCUUCAGUUUUUGCAGAAAAUGAUGAUUCAAAGUCUUUAUUAAAAUUAGAUUGGAAAUUUGUUGAUAGGAUUCAUUAGAGUGCUGGUUGCUGGAGUAGCUCUUGAUGACAUUGUGAUCAUGAGGAGGCAUGAAUAUUGUUUAAAUUGCAAUGCAAAAGGAGAAGGCGAAGAAGACAUCAAAGAAAUUGAAGAACUUCCAAGGCUAUGGAACUAUCUCUGCAUUGUAUGUUGUUGGUUUUCUUUUUCUUUUUCAACUCCUAUGUACAAAUAUAUAUGUAUAUAUAUAUAUAUAUAUAUGUAUGUAUAUUGGUCAAAGAUCCUAUGUACAUAUGAUGUUGUUGUAAACUUAGUCCAGACCUUUUUUUUUUUUUUUUGUUUUUUUGUUUUUUUUUUUUUUUUGUUGUCCUACUUUUUAUUUUCAACUAUCUCUGCUGUUGUACAUAAACAUAAGUGAGCUGCUAUGCUUGUUUUCUUUUGUUCUAUCUUAAAUAUCAUGUUAUCUACUGCUUGGAAUUUGAU